CGCAUGCGGCAUGAGUAAUCUAACACCAACAGAAAAACAGCAGGGUACCAGAAGAGUCUGUGACAGAUAACGUUAGCUGACAUUAUUGGGGUCCAAAAAGCACUACCCUAUAAGAUUCAGUUGGACAGUUGUUGGUGUCCUUUUUUCUUUCAUCUGGGAGGUAACUGUGAUCAAACCCAUCCACGACAAUGACUGAGCAAUCAGCUUUGCUGCUUCGAAAACAACUGGCAGAAUUGAACAAGAACCCUGUGGAAGGCUUUUCGGCUGGUCUCAUCGAUGAUGAUGACAUCUACCAGUGGGAAGUCGUCGUCAUUGGCCCUCAAGACACACUGUUUGAAGGGGGAUUUUUUAAAGCAAAUUUGACUUUCCCUCACGAUUACCCUCAUCGUCCUCCAAAGAUGAAGUUUGUCACAGAACUCUGGCACCCAAAUGUGGCCAAGAAUGGUGAUGUGUGCAUCUCGAUCCUGCAUGAGCCCGGAGAGGACAAGUUUGGCUACGAGAAACCAGAAGAACGCUGGCUACCCAUCCACACCGUCGAGACAAUCAUGAUCAGUGUGAUCUCUAUGCUGGCAGACCCUAACGGAGACUCACCUGCUAAUGUAGAUGCUGCUAAAGAGUGGAGGGAAGACCCCAAUGGUGAAUUCAAGAGAAAGGUAGCACGUUGUGUGCGGAAAAGCCAGGAGAUGGCGUUCGAUUAGGAUUUGCUACUGCUGAGACAUACCAAGUGAGUGUCAAGUGUUGCUUUUUUUUUUCUCAUUAAAAAUACUUUCUCAUGAAAAUACCUCUAUCAGAAAAACACUUUGAAAGUGUCACCUCAUAACUAGCUAGUAAACAUUAACAACCGCGCAAGUAGCAUGCUAACUCAUCCAUUUAGGUUAUAUAUUUGGUAGCACUGUGCUGCAGUAGGUACCCAGUCACUUUAAACUAGAGAGAACUGGUAUUCAAAGCCAAUAUGUUAUUUAAUUGAAAUAUUGCCAUUACAGGAAGGCCCCAUUUUAUCCAGUUGGCUCCCAUUUAAUGC
Molecule: messenger RNA, 1021 nt
Organism: Clupea harengus (Atlantic herring)
Lineage: Eukaryota; Metazoa; Chordata; Actinopteri; Clupeiformes; Clupeidae
Gene: ube2g1b
Product: ubiquitin-conjugating enzyme E2G 1b (UBC7 homolog, yeast)
Source: RefSeq, a predicted model, not a curated record